Messenger RNA from Thamnophis elegans (Western terrestrial garter snake), 2107 nucleotides. It is a transcript of the gene SNX29, whose product is annotated as sorting nexin 29. The record is from RefSeq and is a predicted model, not a curated record. NCBI's taxonomy places the organism in Eukaryota, Metazoa, Chordata, Lepidosauria, Squamata, Natricidae. The coding region runs from base 95 to 2107 and encodes 670 amino acids. The transcript is spliced from 16 exons.
CGGAGGCGGCUGCCGCCCUGCUCUCGUAGUCCGGGACGGGGGGCGGGGCGGGGUGGAGGGGGAGAGCCCGAGUUGCUCCGGCUUCGCCAGCACCAUGAGCGGGCUGCAGAACAGUGUUGACCGAAGACAGUUUUUACUUGAGCGCUUACUGGAUGCGGUUAAACAGUGCCAGAUCCGAUUUGGGGGAAGGAAAGAGAUCGCUUCUGAUUCAGACAGCAGAGUUACGUGCCUCUGUGCGCAGUUCGAGUCCGUCCUUCAGCAUGGUUUAAAGAGGACCCGGGGUUUAGCGUUAACCGCCGCCGCCAUCAAGCAAGUCACCGGUUUCUCCACUAAAACGGAAAUGGAAUCCAUAUUCUGGUAUUAUGUGAAAGAAGUUCUUAAUAAACAUGAACUGCAACGUUUCUAUUCUCUGAGGAAUAUCACUACGGAUACGGGGCGAGGCCGGGCUUGGCUACGCUGUGCUCUCAAUGAACAUUCUCUAGAAAGAUAUUUGCACAUGUUGCUCGCAGAUAAAAACCAUCUUAGUGUCUUCUAUGAAGACUGGUCCUUCUUGAUGGAUGAGGAACGAUCCAGUAUGAUUCCCACCAUGGCAGCUGGGUUGAACUCUAUUCUUUUUGCAAUCAACAUCGAUAAUAAGGAUUUAAAUGGACCAAGCAAAUGCCCCCCCUCAGUCUCUGACCUUCUCAAGGAAUCGACCCAGAACGUGACCUCGUUGCUGAAGGAAUCCACCCAAGGCGUCAGCACCCUCUUCCGGGAGAUCACGUCUUCAUCCCCUGUUUCCAUGCUCAUCAAGUCCGAUCAAGAUGCUGACCUGCUACCUAUUUUAUCGAAGAGCGUCAGCGGUGAUUUAAAAUGCCGGAAAGACCGCACGAAGAAAAAGAAGAAAAUCACAAAAAUCAUUUUGUUCGACGACGAAGAGGGCCAACUUUCGGGGACCCCCUACCGGGGUACAGCAGCAGGAGAAGACUCCGAAGACGGCUUCGACAGACUUCCAGCCUCGGCGGCUUCUUCGCUAACUGAACAGACGGAUCUUCUUCUGCCCGGCAACCAGGAUGGGUCAUCGCUGAAGCAUCAUUCUGAGUACCUGAACGGAGAUUGCAGCUACCUGAAGCUGGAUGUCAAAAGCAUAGAUGAUGAAGAGGCCGAAGAAAACGAGGAGAAUCGGGCCAGAACAUUGAGGCAUCACGGCGGGAUAGAAGACACACAGGUGCUCACAAAACCCGCUGAAGGUGUGACGACCCAUUCGCUGGUUUGCACGGGGGCGCCUCUACAAAUGCUGAACGAUGACACGGAUGAACUAUUCCCAGUUAGCGCUGUGGGAUCUUUCUCCCAGACUGAAAAUCUGGAGGACGGCAACGAACCUGAAAAUGCAGAUUUUUCAGUGGAAUUGACUGAGAGCAGCGCUGAAUUGCACUACAGGGUAGAAACCAGCUCUCCCGUCCACAAGAAUGCAUUAACCGAACUUCUGCCUUCCGAUAGCAUGCCAGAAUCCAUGACUGUGGUGGAACUUCGGCAAGCUAUUGUAGCGAUGAUGAACAGAAAGCAUGAACUAGAAGAACAGACUAGUUCCUUGCGGAGCCUCUUGGAGGGCGAGAUGGAACAUUCGUCGGGACUCCGUCAAGAGGUGGACAACCUGAAGAAGAAACUUUCAGAGCACGAAGAGCACUAUACAGUGAGGAUCCAGGCCUUGGCCAGGGAGAAUGAGGUGCUCAAAGUCCAGCUAAAGAAAUACGUCGGGGCUGUCCAGAUGUUGAAAAGAGAAGGUCAAACCAUGGACGUCUUGCCAAAUCUUUGGAACGCAGAUAGUGAAAUCUCUCUUCCCGAACAAAAGCAAGUGGAAAACAAUGAGGAACGUGCAAAUUCUUAUGAAAGGAAGCUGAUUGAGUUUGGCCGGCCUUUUACAAUUCAAGAUGCUCUUCGUAAUGAAGCUUUAUUGGUAGCUGAAUCGGGACGUUCAUCAGGCUUAAAGCUCCCUAUUGAAUCAAAGCUGAUCUUUGAGGUGACCCAGGGCAUGGGGCUGAUGAGACUCGGCAAGAGCCCAGGGUAUCCUUUGUUUCUUAGGGCAAAGAGGAAAGAGAGGAAAAGGCUGAUGCACCGGAUUGUGUAG